Molecule: messenger RNA, 573 nt
Organism: Orbicella faveolata
Lineage: Eukaryota; Metazoa; Cnidaria; Anthozoa; Scleractinia; Merulinidae
Biological process (GO): proteolysis
Molecular function (GO): cysteine-type peptidase activity
Source: RefSeq, a predicted model, not a curated record
UAUUUAUUUUUGGUAUUUUGUUUUCAAGGGAAAAAUCAAGUGGCUGUUGGUCUGGCCCCCAUUGACUUUGCCAAUAAAAGUUCUGAGAGCGCCUUGUCAGUCUACCCUAUUGCUAUAGGGAAUUGUAAAGAGAAUAGGGCAAAUCUAAAGCAAUUGAUUAGAAAUCUUAAUUGCCAGAAGAAUGUGAUAAAAAAACAUGGCAUUGUUGUGGAUGGAAAAAAGUACAACAUCUCUUUCACAGUGACUCUGGACUACAAGGCUUUGCUGCUUCUCCUAAACAAAAAAGACGAUGAGGAUUUCCUCCUUGGUGGCAAGGGCUAUGGAGUGCAGUGUUGUGCAUUUUGUGAUGCAAUAAGGGCUUGCACUUGCCAUGGAGUUGCUGUGGAUGAGACAUGCCUGGAUUGUUUAAGAUCAAAAGCUAACAUUGGAAGGGGUACAGGCCUUCGGGAUGAUCUCAAUUUUCUUCUGGAGGAAGACUUGAGCAGCAUAAAUCUUUGCUCUCUACAUUGUGAGAUACACUCUAGGGAGUAUUCAGAAAUAAAAGUGACUGAAACUAGUGUGACUGGACUAUAA